AUGUCUAUGUUUCGCAGACCGGGCGAUUCAUCAUCAUCAUCGAGCUCGGGGACAUCUGAUGAAGAAAGCGAGUAUGAAGAGGCGAGCGAAUCACAUCAGGAUAGCGUUCUGUCAAGAAUCCAGACUCUGGAUUCUGCUGUUUCGGGACGGCAGCCUCUUCAGCCCCACCGACCUCCUCUAGAACUGCGCCAAAACUCUGCGCAAAAUGUUCGCGACUUGCUGUUACACUCUCUACUGGAAGAGCGAACUAUCCGACAAGUUGCAGAGCAACUAGGAAAAGAUCCUUCCGAUCCGGAAGUCCAACGAUUGGGUAGAGCUGCCUAUAAAGAAAUUGCACGCCAGAUCUCCAACAAUGUGGACGAUGCGUAUGCAAGCGAUGAGAUGCAAGGCCAUCGAGCAACUGCGAAUCAGGGAAUUCAUCGAUUGACCCGAAGCAACCUUAGCAAACUUGCUGUAAUUCCUGAAGGAUCCUCACAGGCGCUCGUUGCACGCCCAGGGAUUGGAGUCCACACGCCUCUACCUCAACAGCCAUCUCUUGGCUUUGAUAUAAUGUCUGGUAUGUCAGCUCCGGUAGAGCUACAACUGCGAGGCUAUCCUCAUCUUCAAACGGACCGCUAUAUCCGAGAGUUUGCAGAACUUGAGAUUGUGGGAAAGGGCGGAUAUGGAAAAGUUUUCAAAGCCAAGCAUAAACUUGACGGCUCUUUUUAUGCUGUAAAGAGGAUACCAGUGAGCCCUUCCAAGGUUGCAAGGAUACAAGAGCAUGGGCCUGAAGAAUUGGAAAGCAUGCUUGAGGAAGUUCGUUCUCUGGCUCGGUUCGAUCACAACAAUAUCGUUCGAUACCACAACGCUUGGCUAGAAUUCACUACAGUAAACACAGAGACUGCGACUGUACCAGAAGUCACAGUGUUACGAGAGGAUCACCUUUUGGAUAAUCGACCCGCAUUUCCGUCCUUUUCACAUGGAUCUGGCGACCUGAACUCCAAGCUAGAAAGCAUGUCAGUUGAAGAUCCCUUCGCGAGAACCGAGAACAGCAACAGCGCCGGAAUCAUAUUCGAGUUCAGCGAGUCUGAACCACAAUUGAACGAAACAAAGAGCGAGACCAUCAUUUCGUCUUACAAAGAAACACUAAAGCAGACGAGACGCACAAAGCGUCGGGGCAGCCAAGCAAGUCAAACCACGAUCGCUACAGUAUCAUCGACGAAGUCCCGAAUGAGCGCAGUCGAGGACGUUGAUGAAGACGAGGAGGAUGACGUUGAAAACAUACCGAGGUCACACAUGCCGUAUUCGCCAGAGCCACUGUCAGAGAUGUCGGACAGUAUGAUAUCUAACAGCGAUGCGCCUCACCAUCUGAUUCAGAACCAGAGCCUCGGACCAGUCCUUACACUGAACGUGCAGAUGAGCCUUUGCGAGACCAACCUUGCCGCAUUCCUCUCAUCUGACCAUUCUCCCAAUACACAGGCAGUUGAACAGCAUUGUUUCCAUCCUUGCGUAUCGCUGGAGCUACUGGACAAUGUUGUCUCCGGAGUCGAGUAUCUGCAUGCACAGGGUGUAGUCCAUCGCGACCUCAAACCAGCAAACGUCUUCUUAUCGCUUUCAAGGGCGCGGUAUCCCCCAUAUGGCUCCGUCGACGUUGCAAGCUGCAAGUCUUGCCCAAAGCGUGACUGCUUGCACCUAACGCCACGCAUCGGAGACUUUGGGCUUGUGGCGGCAUUGAGCAACAGCUGCACUGCAUCGGAUACCUUCAAACCAGUGGGCACAGAAUUCUACCGUCCACACGCAAGUAGUGGCAUCAACGAGAAACUUGACGUUUUUGCACUUGGCGUAGUAGCAUUUGAGAUGGUACAGAAGUUCAGCACGCGUAUGGAGCGUAUAGCAGCUUUGGUGGAGCUUCGUCGCGGAGUCUUUCCAGGUGGCUUCGCGCAAGGCUUAGGCGAUGUGGGUGCCGAUGUGCAACAGUUGAUCAGCGAUAUGGUUCAAGGUGAUGAAGGAAAGCGUUUGGGUUGCGACGAAGUGCGAAGUGAGAUUAGGAAGCUAUUGCAUAUCCUCAAGGCGUGA
Messenger RNA from Alternaria burnsii, 2055 nucleotides. RefSeq names its product kinase-like protein. The coding region runs from base 1 to 2055 and encodes 684 amino acids. Lineage: Eukaryota; Fungi; Ascomycota; Dothideomycetes; Pleosporales; Pleosporaceae. Gene Ontology annotation, molecular function: ATP binding; protein kinase activity. Gene Ontology annotation, biological process: protein phosphorylation. The record is from RefSeq and is a predicted model, not a curated record. The transcript has a single exon.